Loa loa (African eye worm) is the source of this 1335-nucleotide messenger RNA. RefSeq lists its product as hypothetical. Bases 1 to 1335 code for a protein of 444 amino acids. The transcript has 10 exons. Lineage: Eukaryota; Metazoa; Nematoda; Chromadorea; Rhabditida; Onchocercidae. The record is from RefSeq and is a predicted model, not a curated record.
AUGGAGGGACAGUGUAUGGGAUUUGUUGAUAUUGAGGAGAUGGAGCUAUUUAUGAGCAGGUAUAUGGUGAUGGUUUAUGAUGAUCGGCUGUAUAUUGGGAAGGAUCGUAUGCGAUCUUUAUCUGCCAUAAAUAAGAUUUCAAACGUAUCAUUUGGUUCGAUUUUGCCUGAUGACUUUAUCUCCACUACAUUUGAAUGUCUAAAAGAGCAAGAUAAGGGAUUACUGUAUACUCCCGAGCAGUCAUCAGCAGUCUUGUCAGCAAAAUGUGAUGGCUAUAAACGAUCAACAUUACUUGAUAACUUACCAUACAUCGCUGUGUAUUUUACUAAUGAUGACGCAUCCGAUACACUUUCACCUUCCUUGAGAAGCUAUUUGAAUUUGAUGCACUGUUUAUUAUCACUAGCAGUUUCGCUGUAUGAUCCAUGGAGCGCAACGCGAUUGCUCAGCAAAGUGUGUCCCAAAGUCUUGCCAGCUUUACGGCGUAGUGCGCAAGAAUCGAUGGGAUAUCUUAAUAUUAUGUCGGUGCUGAUUUCGUAUGUUAUGAUAGCACCAGUUGAAGAUGACCAUAAUACUGAUGUCGAACUUCGUGUCGAUUUUCCAGUGUUAAAAAACUUUGUUGAUACAGUGAUGGCAAUGCAUGAGGCACUACAGAAUGAUACGCAACCGAAUGAAGCAGUGAAGUCCGCACUUAAAAUGGCCGCUAAAUUCAUGGUUACCAUACCGAACUACACUAGUCCUUCUGUUAUGAAUAAAAUGAUCGUGUAUCUCAACAAGAACAUUGAGCAGUUAUCAGCUAAUUUCGCACUGAUAAAUUCAACAGUAAUGAGCAAUAAAUAUCAGACAAAAACAUCCAAUCAAACAGAUGCAUAUGUGAUAACUAUUUCUCUUUGUGACCGGCUUACAUGUCUCAAUGUUAUUGAAGAUAUUGGAGUUAUUUCACCACUUUUUAAAACUCCCAACAGCAAAGAUGUGGUAUCAAAUCCGGUGACUCCUGUUAAUCGAAAAGAAAUUGCAAAACAAAAUGCAACAUCAAACGUACAGGAAAUUCGUAUUGCUAGCUUCAUCAACAUUGAUACACCAUUAUCUCGAUCUUUGGCUAGAGUGGAAAAUUAUGACGAUCUUACUGUUCCAUUGAAAGAAAAUAUUCCCGUUAUUCCGGAAAGCUUAGAAAAGAAAACUUCCCACAAGGCGUUGAUUCCGAUAUCUAAGAAGAAAAAAUUUUCAUGUAGGAAACUAAAUUUAUUUGCUGUUGCGAAAGACAAUCAACGGAAGUGUACGAAGAAAGGUUUUGGAGGUCAGACAAAAAUAACUAAUUUUUUCAAAAAGAAUUCGUGA